AUGCACGCCGCAGCCGCGGGCACCAAGAGGAAGACCAGGUGCAGAGGAAGACCGAACCCCGACUUUCACACGGAGUGCGACUUCUCGGAGGAGCAGACCGCCGAGUUCAAGGAGGCGUUCCAGCUCUUUGACCGCACCGGGGACGGGAAGAUCCUGUACAGCCAGUGCGGGGACGUGAUGCGGGCGCUGGGCCAGAACCCCACCAACGCCGAGGUCAUGAAGGUGCUGGGCAACCCCAAGAGCGAUGAGAUGAACCUGAAGACGCUGAACUUCGAGCAGUUCCUGCCCAUGAUGCAGACCAUCGCCAAGAACAAGGACCAGGGCUGCUUCGAGGACUACGUCGAGGGGCUGCGGGUCUUUGACAAGGAGGGCAACGGCACCGUCAUGGGCGCCGAGAUCCGCCAUGUCCUUGUCACCCUGGGUGAGAAGAUGACGGAGGAGGAGGUGGAGCAGCUGGUGGCCGGGCACGAGGACAGCAACGGCUGCAUCAACUACGAAGAGCUGGUCCGGAUGGUGCUGAGCGGCUGAAGACCUACGUACCAACCGCCCCCCCCAUCCCCCCCC
Molecule: messenger RNA, 564 nt
Organism: Cygnus atratus (black swan)
Lineage: Eukaryota; Metazoa; Chordata; Aves; Anseriformes; Anatidae
Gene: MYL6
Product: myosin light chain 6
Exons: 6
Coding region: 1-528 (175 amino acids)
Cellular component (GO): myosin II complex
Molecular function (GO): structural constituent of muscle; calcium ion binding
Source: RefSeq, a predicted model, not a curated record